Messenger RNA from Hypoxylon fragiforme, 445 nucleotides. RefSeq lists its product as uncharacterized. The transcript has a single exon. The record is from RefSeq and is a predicted model, not a curated record. The coding region runs from base 43 to 303 and encodes 86 amino acids. NCBI's taxonomy places the organism in Eukaryota, Fungi, Ascomycota, Sordariomycetes, Xylariales, Hypoxylaceae.
AGCAGCAGAAGAAGAUACAUAGUAUUGUUACCUAACGGCGGUAUGUAUGUAUGUAUGCAUGUACCUCCCUCCCUCUAUCCUCUCCUCCUAUCCCUUUUUUAUUUUAUUUUAUAUAUAUAUAUAUCUUUUCUAGAUCUUCUAUCCAUUUCUUUUUUUUUUCUUUUUCUCUGCUUUCUUUGUGGCAUUUUCAUUCUUGAUUUUCAUUGUCAUUUCAUUUCAUUUCAUUUUUGUUAUAUCUAUCAUGACAUGACAUGUAGGGGUCGGUUGGUGAUGAUGAUGAAAUCAUACCUACUGAUAGAGUAGGUAGGUAGGUAGGUACAUAAUAAUCAAAAAGCAAAGACGUAAAAAAGAAAAAGAAAGAAAAAAAACAUCAGACGUAAAAAAAGGAGAAGUAAACGUAAAAAACAUAAGAAACGUAAAGAUCGUAAUCUACAUCGCAGGUAUG